UGUAGUUUUGUAGUUCCUCUCGUUGCUUCUUGUCUCUGCAGUGACCAGGCUGAGCAUGGCGGCUGCAACAACAACCGAGCAGACCUCUGAGAGUCGGUCAGCGCCUGUGCCCUUUGACUUCUCCCAGCCGCCGGUCAUCGAGGGCUUCAACCCUCUGCCCAAGGUCAAAGAUGAAACCUUUAAAGACAAGUUCAUCCGAAAAACCAAGGAGAACCCGUUCGUCCCGAUAGGUUGUUUGGGAACAGCAGGAGCUCUGAUGUACGGUCUCCGUUCCUUCCACCAAGGGAAAACCAGACAAUCCCAGCUGUCGAUGAGGGCACGUAUCUUUGCUCAGGGCUUCACUGUCGUUGCCAUUAUUUUUGGAGUCGUUGUCACAGCGGUGAAACGCAAGGAAUGAAGAUGGACCGAUCCCAUAACUGCAUCAGAUCAGAUCCAACGUGGAGUUUGUCUCAUCGAACUGAAUAAUGUGUGACGUCUCCAGCAUUGUUCAGAUAACCGUGCUUAAGGCCAACACUAUUUAUUAUUGUGUGAAAACUGAUUUGCUCAUGGUGAUAUAAUAUUUCACAACAACGUAGAAUGUAGAGAAAGUAAUCAAGCUGGAUUUUAAAGUGUUGAUAAAUGCAUGCAUAUAUAUAUAUAUGUAUAUGCAGCUCAUUCUUCUGGAAGGUUAUACUGUGACUAAAACGAUUUGCAUCACACACUGGUGAAUAUUGAGAUAAAGCAUCACACUCAAAACUGUAUUCGGCCAGCUACUUUUUCUACAACCCUUUAUUUAACAGGUCCAAAUCAUCAUGUACAGUUUUUUUUUUAAAUUAAUGUACUGGG
This is a messenger RNA of Larimichthys crocea (large yellow croaker), 825 nucleotides long. It is a transcript of the gene higd2a, whose product is annotated as HIG1 hypoxia inducible domain family, member 2A. The transcript is spliced from 2 exons. NCBI's taxonomy places the organism in Eukaryota, Metazoa, Chordata, Actinopteri, Sciaenidae. Gene Ontology annotation, cellular component: mitochondrion. Gene Ontology annotation, biological process: mitochondrial respirasome assembly. The coding region runs from base 56 to 397 and encodes 113 amino acids. The record is from RefSeq and is a predicted model, not a curated record.